UUUACCAAUCAUUUAAUAUUUUAGCGAUUUCAGCUAUCACAUACACGGUUAUAGAUUUGUUAUCAGAAAGUGAUAUUUUCCACAAGUGCAUUAUUUAGUGAUAACUUACAGGAUUAUCACUCAAAUUUUAUUUUUGUAAUAUUGACUUUUAAUAAGAGUGCAUCUUUAAAUACUCAUAUUAUUUACAAUACAUAGUACGACAAAGGCAGGGCUGAUACAUGUGAUAUUAUGCAGAUCAGCAAUGGAUUCAAAUGAGAAUUUCGUUGACCCCGCGGCUGCCAGUGGUUUUAAUGCGAAGCAAAAACUAUUUGAGAUAUCCAGUCAGGGCGAACAAAUCCAGAAAAACACUGACAAUGCGAGAAAAGCUACACCUUUAAAAAGAACAGGGGCACACCAAUCGCAAUAUUUUACAGAAUCAUCAGCCGGAGCAACGUUUGAUGAGGAAUUAUCUAAACAAGUGCAUGCUCUUCCAAGAAAAACUUCACAGUAUUUAUCGGAGCACGAUUCAAAAGUAUUUCAAGAACCUCAGUGCCUCAUACGUGCAGGUGCAGGAAAUAAACUAGAAAUCUGUGACAACGUCUUAGAGGAGAUUUCAUGCAUAGACAAACCGUGUGUCAUUGUGGCAGUUGCCGGUCUUUAUAGAACUGGAAAGUCCUUUUUGAUGAAUCUACUUGCAGGCAAACACAAAGGGUUUGCACUUGGCGACACAGUACAGUCAAUGACGAAAGGUAUCUGGGUUUGGUGUAUACUUCAUCCCGACAAAACCGACACAGUUCUCAUGCUUUUAGAUACGGAAGGAUUGGGAGAUCCCGGAAAGGGGGAUGCUAACCACGACAACCGCAUUUUCACACUUGUUACACUGCUGUGCGGCACCCUUGUGUACAACAUGAAAGGCGCGUUUGAUCAGGAUGCUGUGAACAAACUCACAUUUGUGUCUGAAAUGGGCAAAAAUAUCAGAUAUGGGGGUAAAUGUAAUGAGGACAAUAACCUUUUGCACUGUGUUUUGCCCGGGUUUGUGCUCGCAUUGAGAGAUUUUACGCUAAAAAUGAUCAUAGACGGUAGGAAGGUAACACCAGACGAGUACCUUGACGUAAGCCUACAAAAUAAAACAAGAAAAGAUGGUUCUUUCAACAAACCACUGGAAUGCAUCCGAAAAUUCUUUCCGCAGGACAAGCGGAGAUGUUUUGCGUUCCCAGUUCCUGGAGACGGUGAUACUUUGGAAAGCAUCGAUAGCCUUAAGUUACAUGAUCUUUCAAAGACAUUUCAGGGUGUUGCAGCUAAGUUCGUGUCAUACAUCUUCAGUCAGGAACCAAAGCAACUCCAAGUUAGCAAACCAGUCAACGGAUAUAUGUUCGCAUCGCUAACCAAACAGUAUGUGAACGAUCUUUCAAAAGGAGCUGUGCCUGAUGUUGACGAUGCAUUUACAGCAGUUGCUAAACUGGAAAAUGAAAGAGUGAAAAAGGAAUGCCUGGAGAUUUUUCAAUCACGCAUGGAUGAUAUAUUGUUGCCUAUUCCAGCAACGAAGUUUAAUAAGCAUCUUACGGAAGCCCGGUGGUGUGCACUUAAAUAUAUGCGUGAAAAUGCUGUCGAAGAUGUUGCCAAUGCUGUUGAAAAAUAUGCCGAGAUUGAAAUGGAAUUGAUCGGGCAUAAAAAGCAAGGUGAAAACGACGAAGAAAUAGGAAAGCAUUGUACAAAUAAACUUUCAAGUUUAAAGUCCCUCAACGAUUUGAAAACAGAAUUGCAGAACCAGACUUUUGAAGUCCUUGGUGGUUAUAAGAACUUCAAACGAGACGUCGACAUAGUCAAGCAAGAGUAUGAGCAAGCUCUUCGAGAUUAUGAGCACAGAGAGAUAGUAUUUCCCUGGAGUGUUGUUGCCGACUGGCUUGGUGAGGCGGAGAACCGAAUUCUUGAAAAAGACGAUGCACUUUCUGAAGAAGAAAAACAAAUGUUCGCAUCGCUAACCAAACAGUAUGUGAACGAUCUUUCAAAAGGAGCUGUGCCUGAUGUUGACGAUGCAUUUACAGCAGUUGCUAAACUGGAAAAUGAAAGAGUGAAAAAGGAAUGCCUGGAGAUUUUUCAAUCACGCAUGGAUGAUAUAUUGUUGCCUAUUCCAGCAACGAAGUUUAAUAAGCAUCUUACGGAAGCCCGGUGGUGUGCACUUAAAUAUAUGCGUGAAAAUGCUGUCGAAGAUGUUGCCAAUGCUGUUGAAAAAUAUGCCGAGAUUGAAAUGGAAUUGAUCGGGCAUAAAAAGCAAGGUGAAAACGACGAAGAAAUAGGAAAGCAUUGUACAAAUAAACUUUCAAGUUUAAAGUCCCUCAACGAUUUGAAAACAGAAUUGCAGAACCAGACUUUUGAAGUCCUUGGUGGUUAUAAGAACUUCAAACGAGACGUCGACAUAGUCAAGCAAGAGUAUGAGCAAGCUCUUCGAGAUUAUGAGCACAGAGAGAUAGUAUUUCCCUGGAGUGUUGUUGCCGACUGGCUUGGUGAGGCGGAGAACCGAAUUCUUGAAAAAGACGAUGCACUUUCUGAAGAAGAAAAACAAAGAGAGAGAAUGGAAUAUUCAAAUUCAAUUGAACGAAUGAAGGUCGAAAUGGCGGAAGCAAAUCAAACGGCUUUAGAUAAACAAAAGAAUGAGCUAGAGGAGCAACAAAAGGAGCUGAAUGCAGAACGCGAAAGGCUUGAAAAGGAACAUGAACACCAUGUUAAAAUGUUACAGGAAAAGGGAAUGGAAAGUGAAUCAGAUAAGGAACACCAAAACAAAGCACGUGAUCAAAAAAAAGCAAAGCAAAAAGAAGAUCGAGCUAGCGAGUAUGAAAAUACGAUUCAGCGUUUAAGGGACAAAAUAAAGAAAUUAAAGAAGAUGAACAAGGAAAGAAAAGAGAAGAAUAUUUUUUCAAGGGUUUGGAAUGCAAUUUGUAACAUUUGAUAAACCACGUUAUAUGACAAAUCCAGUGUGAAAAUUGCUGACCAGCAAGACGUGAAUAUCACGUAAUUCAUUUUUGAUACUAUUAUGUUUGCAAAACGUGAAACUGAGUUCAUUUAUGUUUUUGUUUUUUGUUUUCAAUUAAAGUAAAGUGUUGGCAAUAUGCAAAUAUACGACGGGAAAGAGAGCUUUAUACACGGGAUAAACACUAUGUUUUAGAAAUAAGCUACAAAAUAUACAAAUGAGCAGAGAGAAUACAAACUAGUUAAUUAGUUUAAAAAGUUACCGAAGAAACUUUGGAAGUAUAUAAAUGAACAAUCUGAAAAUAAAUCUUCUAACCAAACGAACCACCACUGAACAAAUUUUAAAACUAUUUUAAUCCCUCCAAAAUAUUGGAGUACAGUGUAGUUUCUUAAGGAUCCUACAAUCUUUGUAGUUCAAUAAAAACUUACUUGUAAAGACGCCAGAAAGUCAACUUCAUUCAUUUCCAUGUAAUAUAGGUAGAAGACGGUGAACGAGUCAAGUUAAAUAAUGUUUAUCCUAUUUAUUAAUAAGUAUUUUUUUCUUAAAGGGGAUAAUUGCUAUUAUUGGAUCUUCAUUACAAAUAAAACAAUCAACAACUAUUUGCAGAAUAUUUGCAAAUCAUGAGUCAAUUGUGCAGAAACAGUCUGAAAAUGACAACAAUAACAUAACCCAUAUAACUUUUGUUUGAAACAGCAUAUGCUUUUAAUAUAAAUGGGGCUACUGGUUAGUCCAUGAUUGUCUGUGACACAACCUGAAAUUAAGUUGUUAACUUAUUCUUAAUAAAUCUAUAUUAGCCAUUAAGCAUUUUCGAAAGCUUUUUGAUAAUAUUUUAACAAGACAGUCGUUUAAAAUAUUAGGCCAAUGAUUUAACCUAUAUCAUGCUAUUGGUCCCAAAUAUCGGGCUAUGAUUUUUGUCCUAGUAUUGAAUAUAAACAGAAUCCUUUUAGCAUGAAGCAUCUUUAUGUUAAUAUUUGUACUAAUACAUGUGUGGUAUUUGGAGAAUGUGAAAGAAUGCUAUUGUUAUUAAUCUUAUGUUAUCAAUUGUAACAGAUAAGUUUGCAAAUUGUUACUAUUUACCACGAAAAAUGUUGUGUAAUGUUUUCAGGCUUAAAAUACAGUUGUCUGAAAUUGAUGUGGUACACAUUGUGUUAUUAAUGUUCGGCUUUUGGUAUAUAUGUAUAGUUUAUGACAUUGGUAAUGUAAUUAUAUAUAAGCAGAAAUUUAAAUGUUUAAUCAAUAUUGGGUCGAAUCUGCGAGCAGUUCAAACAGUCAGUUUUCUUAGCAUAUGCUUUCUUUGAAUUAUUUUACUUUUGAACGUUUCCCAAAGAAAACCAAUAUUUAUGUAAAAAUCUACAGAAACAAAACUCGGAAAACACUAACGGCGAUAUGAAUUCGUCUUUAUGUUUUUUGUCAAAAGGCUUCAGACUAUCGAAUCAAUAACGUCUUGUGAUUUAACUAUAUUUUCAGAUAAGAAAGAUUGAACGAAAAUAUGAAAAAAGUUUCAAAAUUUACUUCAUAGUUUCUAAAGUGUGAUUUUUCUUUCUCAAAAUCAAAGCGAGAAACACAAAGUUACAAUACAUUUUUGACGGGAUAUUGUCAAUCAUUUUGGAACGUUACCCCAUUCCAAUAUCCUGUAAAUGUUUUUCGAGCUAUAUUUUUAAAACAUCUUCUUUUAAAACAUUGUAAACUUUUUAAACUACUGAACUUGCCUGCAAUAAAAUGCACAUGUUAUGCUUGUAAAAGAUUGAA
Molecule: messenger RNA, 4696 nt
Organism: Mya arenaria
Lineage: Eukaryota; Metazoa; Mollusca; Bivalvia; Myida; Myidae
Product: guanylate-binding protein 3-like
Exons: 16
Coding region: 242-2926 (894 amino acids)
Molecular function (GO): GTPase activity; GTP binding
Source: RefSeq, a predicted model, not a curated record